Messenger RNA from Thermothelomyces thermophilus ATCC 42464, 258 nucleotides. RefSeq lists its product as uncharacterized. NCBI's taxonomy places the organism in Eukaryota, Fungi, Ascomycota, Sordariomycetes, Sordariales, Chaetomiaceae. The transcript is spliced from 2 exons. The record is from RefSeq and is a predicted model, not a curated record. The annotation marks the transcript as partial.
AAGAUCGAACUACCUAGUAAAUACGGAGGAACUAAGGAGGAUCUUGUAGGAUUCCUGACAAACCUCCGAUCCUACUUCCGGCUUAAUAACGACAAGUUUCCGGACGACAAAGCCAAAGUCCUCUACGUAGCUAUAAGACUGGAGGCUAUUCGAGGUAGAAACGGACGCUUUAGACUACGCCAUCAGAAGACAAUUAGGAUAACGAGACAGACAAGGAAAGCUACAUCCUAUAGCCUUCUUUUCAAAGAAGCUCGAUAG